Stylonychia lemnae is the source of this 1116-nucleotide messenger RNA. The record is from the annotation of a GenBank genome assembly. NCBI's taxonomy places the organism in Eukaryota, Ciliophora, Spirotrichea, Sporadotrichida, Oxytrichidae.
AUGUUCUAGGAUUUCUAGGAGAUAUAAAGCAUAUAAGAUAAAGCUUCUCAAGAUGAGCUAAAUAAACUUGUGUUGGAAAAUUAAGAGAAACUUGAAUAGCUUCGCAGAAUUUAGGUUGUAUAAAAUAUGUACUUUAAUAGUCUAUCUAUCCUUGAAACUCAGCCACAAUAGGAAAGAAGCAUUUAAACUUAAUAUUAAUUUGAAUAAGAUAUUAUGGUAGAAAGUACAGCUUCAACUGAGGACUUCCUAAACCCUCAAAGAUGGCCAACAGACGAAAUCCGUGCUCGUUAUAUUCCUCAAGAGGCUUAUGUUUUUGAGCCAGCCCCAGAAGAUGCUCUAAUUAGAAUAGAUAAGUGUCAGUAAAGAAUGAUCUUCCACAAGAGUAUGCAAUACUUGCCAGAAGAGCAGAAAUAUUAUGAUGAUUUUUAGAAGUAUCUCACGACCAAUAACCUAGUAUUACCAGAAGGUUAUGAUGAUGAUGAAAUGAUGGUACAAAGAUUUUUAGAGGGUAACUAGUGGAAGUUCAAGGAAUGCUAUGAAUCUAUUCUAGUUCAUCAAAGAUUCCUAAAUUCAUUCCCAACUGAGUUGAAUGCCUUCAAAUUAUAUGAAGAAGAGUUGAACAAGGGAUAUUGCUAUGUUUAUAAGAGAGAUAAAUCUUUCCGACCAAUUUUUGUACUCAAUGUCGCCAAGCUAAAGCAAUGCAAGAUCCCUCAUGAAUAGGUUCUUCAAAUGUCUACCUAUUUUGUUCAAUACUUGAUAACUAGAGCCCUGAUCCCAGGAAAAAUUGAGAACUGGCUAUCAAUUGUUGAUAUGAAAGGUGUCGGAAUUACUGAGAUCCCAAAAAAUCUGAUGAAAGCUAUCACUAAACCCCUACAAACACUCUUUAAAGGUAGACUCUAUAGACUCCAUGUCAUUAAUGCUUAAUGGACUAUUAAGAUUGUAUGGAAAGUAGUGAAGAAAGUAGUAGAUCCAUUUACAGUUAAAAAGUUCGUAAUUUGCGAUGAUUAGCCCAUAAAAGAACUCUCUAAACUUAUCGACUUGAAUAACCUAGAAAAAAGAUUCGGAGGAAAUCUAGAUGACAAGACAGAUAACUUCUUCCCACCUCAAUUGAUUUGA